Molecule: messenger RNA, 4058 nt
Organism: Apodemus sylvaticus (European woodmouse)
Lineage: Eukaryota; Metazoa; Chordata; Mammalia; Rodentia; Muridae
Gene: Chrdl1
Product: chordin like 1
Molecular function (GO): protein binding
Source: RefSeq, a predicted model, not a curated record
AGCCUCACACUUUCUCCCCGUUUUGUAACUUUCGGGUCUGGGAUGUAGGAAUAAAGCCCGGUGCUGGGACCAAGAAAGGGUGCGUGUUUGCAGCGACUGGGCUGCUUGCUGGAGAACUUCCCGCCAGCGCUGGGCGGCUGGGGCCAAGUGGGGAGCGGACAGGCAGGCGGGCAGGUGGCCCCGGGCCGCCGCGCCCGCGCCUUGGCUCUGCCCCCUGGAGCCAAGCGAGCCUCUGCUCCCUCGUGGUGCGAGGGCGGUGAUGUUUUUCCUCCCACCCACUUUUGAGUCCCCCCUCCCCCUUCGCGCGCACUCAAGUUCUCGCCACAACCUGCGAGCCCCAGACCUCGGAGGAGCGCCCCAGGGAGCUCAGAGCGCGUGCAAGCGUGGCAGAAGAAGGCCAGUGCCCAGCUUUAGUCUACCACUCCUCAGAGUUUCUGAAUUGCCGUUUGCAGUAGCUCAAAGGAGAAGAAAGUGGAAGAUGGAAGGCAUGAAAUAUAUCGUUUCCUUGUUUUUCUUCUUUGUUUUCCUAGGAGGAAGCAAAACAGAACAAGGAAAACACUCAGAGACACAUUGCAUGUUUCAAGACAAGAAGUAUAGAGUGGGUGAGAAAUGGCAUCCCUACCUGGAACCAUAUGGCCUGGUUUACUGUGUGAACUGCAUCUGCUCAGAGAAUGGGAAUGUGCUUUGCAGCCGAGUCAGAUGUCCAAGUCUUCAUUGCCUUUCACCUGUGCAUAUUCCUCAUCUGUGUUGCCCUCGUUGCCCAGACUCUUUACCACCGGUGAACAACAAGGUGACCAGCAAGUCAUGUGAAUACAAUGGAACCACUUACCAACAUGGAGAACUGUUCAUGGCUGAAGGGCUCUUUCAGAACCGGCAACCCAAUCAAUGCAGUCAGUGUAGCUGCUCGGAAGGGAAUGUGUACUGUGGUCUCAAGACUUGCCCCAAACUGACCUGCGCAUUCCCAGUCUCAGUUCCAGAUUCUUGCUGCCGAGUAUGCAGAGGGGAUGGAGAAUUAUCGUGGGAACAUUCGGAUGGUGAUAUCUUCCGGCAACCCGCCAACAGAGAAGCAAGACAUUCUUACCUCCGUUCUCCCUACGAUCCUCCUCCAAGCAGACAAGCUGGAGGUCUUCCCCGCUUUCCUGGGAGCAGAAGUCACCGCGGAGCUGUUAUAGAUUCCCAGCAAGCAUCAGGGACCAUCGUGCAGAUUGUCAUCAAUAACAAGCACAAACAUGGACAAGUGUGUGUUUCCAAUGGAAAGACCUAUUCCCAUGGAGAGUCCUGGCACCCAAAUCUACGAGCAUUUGGCAUUGUGGAAUGUGUACUAUGCACUUGUAAUGUCACCAAGCAGGAAUGUAAGAAAAUCCACUGCCCCAAUCGAUAUCCCUGCAAGUAUCCUCAAAAAAUAGAUGGAAAGUGCUGCAAGGUGUGCCCAGAAGAACCUCCAAGCCAAAACUUUGACAGCAGAGGUUCCUUUUGUGGAGAAGAAACCAUGCCUGUAUAUGAGUCUGUGUUCAUGGAGGAUGGAGAGACAACCAGAAAAGUAGCACUGGAGACCGAGAGACCACCUCAAGUAGAGGUCCAUGUUUGGACUAUUCGAAAGGGCAUCCUCCAGCACUUCCACAUUGAGAAGAUUUCCAAGAGGAUGUUUGGCGAGCUCCAUCAUUUCAAGCUGGUGACUCGGACCACCUUGAACAAGUGGAAGAUCUUCACUGAAGGAGCAGCUCAGCUCAGCCAGAUGUGCUCAAGUCGGGUGUGCAGAACAGAACUGGAAGAUUUGGUCCAGGUUUUGUACCUGGAGAGACCUGAAAAGGACCACUGUUAGACAAAACAGCCAGGAUUGGAUAGUGUCAAUCAAGGAAACCCAAGCUGCAGCUGGACUGCCGGCUUACUUUGCUUAAGUCAACAGCACUCCAAAACCCCAAAGUCAACCUCAGUCAAAUUAUCCACGCCAGCCACAGCAAACCUUGUUCCUCUAUGUGCAGUGCUGUGCCAGCCCUCAAACAUCGCCUGUAAAGAGAAGAGAGGACUCUUUAAUGGUUUCUGGAGGGAGAAGGGAUAGGAUUUUGUGGUGCAGCUCUAGUUUCUCUGAGAAUCACUUUUAUUUGCAGGUUAAAGUAAAAAAGAAGAACAUUUUUAGGGAUUCUAUGUAGAAAGUCCCAAGAAAGAGAAAGAUAUUGCUCAGUUUGAGAUGGGUCAUGUCAAACAAUCAUUUGUAUGAAAUUCUUUUUGAAUGUUCAAAUGUCUGUCAUUCUUUUUUAAAAAAAGUUAUUCAGUGGGUGGCAACACAGUCAGAUGGUUAUAGAGCACAUACCUAGCGUAUGUGGAGCCAGAACUGACAAAAAAUGUCCAUCCUCAUUAUCUCAUGUGUACACACACACACACACACACACACACACACACUGCACAUGUAACUUCCCUUCUUCUUCUUCUUUCUGGCUCCUAAACACCUUUAAGGUUGUUGAUAUCCAGGGAAACAAACUAAAAAUGUAUGCAAAAAAAUCUCUGCCCUCAAGCCUUUAAGGCAGGUUUUAAGUAAUCAGCCAUAGCCCUAGGGUGAAGAACCGCCAAGCCUUUUGUGGGUCUUGUUCCCUUUGAAGUGCUAAAUUCAUUUUUCCCAAUAAUACCACUUCCCUUCCCAUAUCUGAACCUAUGGCACCUCCAUUAGGAAGGUAGAAUUUGGAGAAAUCAUCAGAAACUAAACUUAUUCCAAACAAAAUAACUGUAGAAGGACACAACUGAUAAAAAUAAAGUAGCCCAUUUUUUUCACAGCUCUAUGGGCUGAUGAACUAAUGAUGCUCACCUAUUUUCUUGAGGUAAUAGUCACCUAGCCAAACACUGUAGGUUGGCACUUUUAUUCUAAAAGCCUUUUUAAGGGUAAUCUUCCUUCCCUGAUUACAGGGAAAUUUUACUUUUCAAAGAGACUCAGUCCUUAUGAGCUUCUCAACGUUGGUUUUUCUGUUAAGAGUUACUGUUCAUUCAGGGAGCUGAGAAUUCUGGCAAAGAUCUUUGUUCCAGCCCUUCCUACUGUCCUUCCUUGCCUUAUUCUUAGCAUGGGUUGCACUGAGGAUUUUAGAGCAGGCUGCUUCUGAAGUGAUUGUUUGCAGCCCAAUUCCUCAGCAUCAAUAAUCCUUUCUGAUGGUUGGCUUUAGAAAGCACCUUUUGGAAAAAAAAAAACCUAUAAAUAUCUCUUAGCAAGGAUCAUAGGCCCGCUUUCUGGGUUUGCCCCUAUGAGGAUCAUGAAUGAGCUCACAUGAGUACUAAGAAAUUCGAAGACUAAGAAAUCCCAUAUUUCCCACUCUAGGUGAGAGAACAUGAUAGGAAAAAGUGUGAAGAGUCUGAUCUGUACUAGAACCUGACAGAGAAGGGAAAGUUCUUAUAAAAGAGACACCAGGCUUUGGGGCCAGGGCUUCAUGAGACAAACUUCUUGUCAGCCAAUCACACAUCCUCCUCAGAAGAGGGGCAUAGGGCAUCCUGGGCUGCAAAACCACAGAACAUUAUUGAACAUGUGAUGGAGCAAUGCCAACCCUCUGCUGCAUCCCUCUAGGAGGAAAGAAUAUUUCCAGAGUGUGGAGAUCAGUAACCACAUCCUGAAGGAAAGCGGCGAUUCCCCUGCUAGAUGAUUCACCCACAAACCUUCCCAGACAGGUGUUCUCUGAAAGCUUAGCCUCAAGGGAACACCUAAAGAGCUUCCCUACAUAGACUUCUGAGUCCAGGUGCAGGAACACACCUUUCUAAAGUGCUGUGGGAAGCAGGAACUGGGGAGCUGUGCUAAGUCCAUGUAGAAAUUCUCCAGUAAUUUGGUGUUGGUUAGAGUAUAGAGCAUAGGGAAAGAGUCCAAACUGCCUGUACUUUGCAGAGAAGAAUGGAUGCUGUUCUUUUGUAUAUUUAUUUGUAUCAUAAACACUUGGGAAAGCAAAGACCAUAAGCACCAUUUUGCAGUUUUAUCCAUUUUCCACAUGUAACCAAGUAUGAAUAACACAACAAUAUUACCCCUUCACUCUUCUCACAGGACACGUACCCAAAUAUGGUACUUAUUUAUGUAGUCACUGUGUUUCUGG